Molecule: messenger RNA, 1059 nt
Organism: Fundulus heteroclitus (mummichog)
Lineage: Eukaryota; Metazoa; Chordata; Actinopteri; Cyprinodontiformes; Fundulidae
Gene: lratb.2
Product: lecithin retinol acyltransferase b, tandem duplicate 2
Exons: 5
Coding region: 158-949 (263 amino acids)
Biological process (GO): retinol metabolic process
Molecular function (GO): phosphatidylcholine-retinol O-acyltransferase activity
Source: RefSeq, a predicted model, not a curated record
UCUGUCUCUCUCUACAGUUCUCCACCCUGGAGACGUCGCUGCUGAACGUGCCGUACGAUUCUGUGCUGAACGAACAGAUAAAGGUCUUUGUUUUCCGUCUUUGUGAGUCCAGGAGGUCAGCGCUGAGCCCCAGGAGGACCCACCCGUCUGUGCAGGAAUGGAGUCUGGACCUGCUGCAGACUAUAAUCCCCUCUCUGCUCCUCCCACCCGCUCAAUAAAAACCCCACCGGAGGACUGGGCUGCACCGUGCUCUGCUUCUCCUCUCGCCAUGUUUCCCCUGCAGCUCCUCGCUCUGGUCUUCAUCCCCUCUGCCACGGCCCAGCCUCCUCCUGCCAAGGAGGAGAAGAAGAAGGAGGAGGAGGAGGAGAACAGGUAUGAUCUGAUGUUCAGGAGGGGAGACCUGCUGGAGGUCCCCCGCACUCUCUUCACCCACUUUGGGAUUUACCUGGGAGGAGGCAGAGUGGCUCAUUUCAUCCCUGACAUCAUGCCCGUCGUCUCCAGUGACCAGAGUUGGAUCAAACGGAUGGUAACCAACACCAGACUCAUACUGGGAGUUCUGGCUAAGUGCGGCAGCGUGAGGGUGGACUCGGUGGAAGACUUCGCCUACGGAGCCGAGAUCAUCAUCAACCCCAUGGACAAGAUGUGCAGCUGCGCGGCGCUGCAGGGCGAGGAGGUGGCCCGGCGGGCGGAGAAGCUGCUGGGAGACGUGGCCUACAGCCUCCUGUGGUACAACUGCGAGCAUUUCGUCAUGUACUGCAGAUACGGCACCGUCACCAGCUUCCAGACCUUCCAGUUCUGUAAGACGCUGAGGCGGCUGGUGCUGAGUCGAGGCGUUGCCAAGGUGACGGCGGUGCUGGCUGCAUGUCUGCUGCUCCACCUGAGAGCGGCGGACACCUGGUCGGUCCUGCUGGCCGUGCUGCUGCCCUUCCUCAUCUGGAUGGCCUCCUGAGGCGACGCGCUGACCUGCUGACCCGCAGCAGGACUGGGAGCUCCAGAGCUCAAACUCCAGACCUUAAAUCCGGAUUAGAAUCAGUGAUUUGACACAAACAGAGAUAAAAA